UGAUUAUCCAGAGUUUGAGCUUAUCAAGUGUUCUUUUUGUUUUUGUCAGUUCUUCCCUUUUCCUCUGGAGAUCCUGGAGGAGAUCUUCCUGAAUCUUCCUCCUGAUCAGGUGGUUUGUAUUUGCCAGUUAGUGUGCCGUCAAUGGAAAGAAGUGGUUGACAGUGAGACUCUGUGGAGAGAGAGAUGUAGAAGAGAAGGAUAUCACCUCCGCAAUGCUUCCAAAAUACCCAGAGACUGGAGGUUGUUUUACUUCUUGUGCAAGAAGAGGAGAAAUCUUCUCAAGAAUCCAAGAGGAGAACAAGACCUGAAUGGCUGGCAGAUUUUGGAAAAUGGUGGUGACAGAUGGGAAGUAGAUGGCAUUAGAGAGCCCCAUCCAGAUGAGUCAGUCCAGAAAAACUUUGUGACCUCUUACUUCAUGUGCAGGAAGUCGCAGCUGAUUGAUUUGGAGAAAGAAGGUUAUAACCCAUCACUUAUGGAUCACUUUCAGCCAGACAUCAAAAUAUCUGAUUGGUAUUCACAGAGAACAGACUGUGGCAGUCAAUACGAGAUCCGUGUAGAGUUGCUGAAUCAAAGAAAGAGACCUGUCCAGACAUUUGCCCCUGAGACUGUUUACUUAAAGCAGUGGGAUGAGGAGAAAUGGAUCCAGAUGACCCAUGUAUUCCAGAACUAUGGACCAGGAGUGAGAUACAUCCGUUUUACCCACGGAGGCAAGGACACACAGUUCUGGGCAGGAUGGUAUGGAAUUCGUAUUACUGACAGCUGUGUUGAAAUAUGUCCAGCAAUGGACCUGUAACUCUUUGGGAUUCAUGUAAUGUCAGCUUCCUGCCUUUGCCUGAAAUUGCACCUUUUUCAAGUCUUUGUUUGUUUAUUUUCCAAGUUUUUUUUCCUUAUAUAAUCUGCACUUAUUCAAUUGUAAAAGAACUACCAUACUCUGCAAAACUAAUAUGUUCUUUUUAAAAUGUUACAUUGAACAAAUUGCCACAUCCACACCUUGAGACGACAUACAUUUACAGGAGCAGUCACACACAUAUUUGGUGGCACAAGAGUCAUGAGUUGUAGCAGUAUAGGUUGUAUGCCCUUUAGUGUUGCUGCAUGACAACUGGUUGUGAAAAUUGUUAGGACAGUAUGCCUCAUGCAGUAUUAAAGGGAUAGUUAAGGAUUUUAGAUGUGGGUCAGUAUGACGUACUUAUCCAUAGUCAGUGUAUGACCUGCAGUAGAUGGCAGUCAGAUUUGUACCAGCAUGGAAGCUAUGCAAUGUACUGAGUGGACAGGGUUAGCUGGAUAAUGUAUUUUAGCCACCUAAAAGAAGGCCCACCGUGUGUGGUAAAGAGCUAUUUUCAGCUCUUUACCACACUACUACUACAACGAUUUCCUUUGGGACUACAACUACAACUUCAGUAUUCAUUCUGAUAAGCAGCUUAGCUGUGCACUGUAUAAAGGAAAUGGAUGUCUGAUGGCAAGGUAAGGCACUGAAAAUAUUUUGAAUUGUACACCUGAACUGAUGUAGAUUUGUUUUUUCGGUGGGCCUUCUUUUAGUUGGCUAAAAUAGAUUUUGUACCUGACCCUGUCCACAACAGUGCAUUGGUUAGCUUUCAUGCCAGUAGAACUUUCUGUUUCUCCAAACUGGGGACAGACCGACCGCCAUCUACUGCAGAUAAUAUACUGACUAUGGGUAAGGAACUCAUAUAGCCCCACUUCACAAAUCUCAAACUAUCCAUUUAAGGCAGCUUUGCAGAACAGGCUCUCUGAAAAGCUUUUCUGAUGCUUGUUUGCCUCAGUCUUCUUCACUGAAAGGCUGAGUGAUGAUAACCGGUGGUGGAACAUUUACAUUUACUCAUUUCGCAGACGCUUUUAUCCAAAGCGACUUACCAUUGAGGAACAAUACAAGCAUCAAAUACAGCACGAAAUCUACAACUGUCAAUAUGUACUAGUAAGAGAAGCAAAUAAAUACUAAUAGCACAUAUCACAUCAAUGGG
Messenger RNA from Micropterus dolomieu (smallmouth bass), 1976 nucleotides. RefSeq names its product F-box only protein 6-like. The annotation marks the transcript as partial. The record is from RefSeq and is a predicted model, not a curated record. NCBI's taxonomy places the organism in Eukaryota, Metazoa, Chordata, Actinopteri, Centrarchiformes, Centrarchidae. Gene Ontology annotation, molecular function: ubiquitin protein ligase activity; protein binding. The transcript has 5 exons. Gene Ontology annotation, cellular component: SCF ubiquitin ligase complex; cytoplasm. Gene Ontology annotation, biological process: glycoprotein catabolic process; SCF-dependent proteasomal ubiquitin-dependent protein catabolic process.